Messenger RNA from Insectozyma verbasci, 1473 nucleotides. Lineage: Eukaryota; Fungi; Ascomycota; Pichiomycetes; Serinales; Debaryomycetaceae. The record is from the annotation of a GenBank genome assembly.
AUGUCAAAUAAUUUAAAAGAUUCAGCUAAUUCAUUAUUAUCAGAAUGUAUAAAUGUCAAUAAUUUACCUAAAAACAUUCUAAAUAAUAAGAACAUUAAUAAUUUGAAUUUGAACUCAAUGAGAGACCCAGAAUACCUAUUAAACUGGUUCAGCAUGUUAUGGUCAUUGCAAAGUUCAAUGAAUCCAAAUUUAAAUCAAGUAUUGUCAAAUAAUCCACAACAUCAAUUUAUGGCCCCACCCCCUCAAAAUCAGAAUCAACAACCAUUGAACCCACAACAACAGCAACAACAGUUCCUACUACAUCAAAGGAUGAUGCAACAACAACAACAACAACAACAACAACAACAACAGGCACAAGCUCAACAGGUACAAGCUCAACAGGCACAAGCUGCACAACCAAAACCUUUGAGUCAACAACAAUUUCAAAAUUUAACGCCACAACAACAACAACAGCAUCAACAACAAUUGAGAUUAUUACAACAACAGCAAUAUCAGCAACAGCAACAACAAAUGGCUUUGAAAAGAGGCGUGAAUCAAGAUCUUAAAAAACAAUCAAUGCUGCAACAACCAACACCAAAUCGAAUUAAUUCAAUUAGUAAAAAUUCACCAGAUCAAAUUCAACCACAACAAAGAUUACAACAAUUGAAAUUACAAUUCCAACAACAACAGCAAGCUCAACAAGCAGCAGCAACAGCAGCAGCAGCAGCAGCAGCAGCAGGAAUAGCGUCAUCUACAGCUGCUACUAAUCAAUCAUCAAGACCAUCAUCAUCACGACCUUCGUCGACGAUAGACACUCCAACUAAUCCAAUGCAACCACCUCCACCGAAUAUUCGUCAACCACCUCAACCUCAACAACAGCAUGAUUUAAACAUGGAUUCAAAAUUUAAUAUUCAAAGUAUUGACGAUUAUCAAGCAAAUUUAUUACAAAUGGAAAAUCAAAAUAAUUUACAAAGACAAAGGUUUUUACAACAACAAAGAUUACAACAACAGCAAGCUCAACAACAACAGCAACAAUUACAAUUACAAUCCCCACGUACUCAGAAUAUAACACAACCACCACCAUCUGCACCUAUGUUUGAAAAUCAACUACAAAAUCAACAAAAUCAACAACAACAACAACAACAACAGCCAAUUAAAGAAGAGAAAGGUUCAUUUGAUACUUUGUUCAAUCCAGUACAAUUCGUAUUACCUGAGCAGGAAAAUAAUCAACAAGGAGCUACGAAUAUGGGUAAAACAGAUAGUGGAUUAUUAGAUGAUGCAUAUUUUACAAAUACUUUAUUAUUUGAUGAUGAUGCAUUUGAAGAUGCAACAAAUACAAAUAAUCAACAACCACAAAAUCAAGAGACAUCAAAAUCUAUACAACAUAAUCGAAGUAUUAGUAGUGCCAGUAAUUUAAAUGAAGCGGAGAGUAUUGGUGAGACAAUUGGGACAGAUUGGUUUAAUUCGAUGGGUUCGGGCCCAGGAUUUGGAUAA